This is a messenger RNA of Conger conger (European conger), 1014 nucleotides long. It is a transcript of the gene timm8b, whose product is annotated as translocase of inner mitochondrial membrane 8 homolog B (yeast). Gene Ontology annotation, cellular component: mitochondrial inner membrane. Gene Ontology annotation, biological process: protein insertion into mitochondrial inner membrane. The transcript is spliced from 3 exons. NCBI's taxonomy places the organism in Eukaryota, Metazoa, Chordata, Actinopteri, Anguilliformes, Congridae. The coding region runs from base 136 to 561 and encodes 141 amino acids. The record is from RefSeq and is a predicted model, not a curated record.
UAGAGAACACACGUGGGUUUGGGGGCAAAUAAGGAUAGCAAAGACUUGAUGAGUUGUAGAAGGUCAUUGCUUUUUAAAAAUAAAAAAAUAGACGUUGAUUAGUGUGAAUAAUCACAAACAGCGAUACAGGGUGAAAUGGCUGACUUCAACUCCGGUUUUGAUCGAAGUGUCUCUGAAAACGCCGAGGCUACUGAGCUUCAGAAGAUGAUUGCUGUCGAACAGCAGAAAGCGCAGUUUCAGGCACAGGUGCACAACUUCACCGAUGUGUGCUGGGAUAAGUGCGUGGAGAAGCCGGGUUCAAAGAUGGACUCACGGACAGAGACCUGCCUCAUUAACUGUGUGGAGCGCUUUAUCGACACCACCCUCACCAUCACCAACCGCUUCACACAGAUGGUGCACAACUUCACCGAUGUGUGCUGGGAUAAGUGCGUGGAGAAGCCGGGUUCAAAGAUGGACUCACGGACAGAGACCUGCCUCAUUAACUGUGUGGAGCGCUUUAUCGACACCACCCUCACCAUCACCAACCGCUUCACACAGAUGGUACAGAAGGGGGCCCACUGAUUCACGCACGUGUGUGUGUGUGUGUCACCAGAGCUUACCAACUCAACUUCGGGUCUAAAUGUGUGCUGCACUUGGGACCUCUCUUUGACCUCUCAUAGGCUCAUGUAGCCUAAUCUUUCUGGAAACAUGAUCAUCACCCAUCAUACUUGAUGUUACCAAGAGCAAAAACGAAUAUGGUUAUGAACAGGCAUAUAUAUUUUUUUCCAUUCUUCAAACAUGCCUCUGCUUCUCAUUCCUGGACAUUACAUCCCAUCACCCUCUGUGCAUGGAUUGAUAUGAUGUACACCGUUUGUUUUAAUGUUUGACAACAUCUUAUCACAUGCCUCUCCUUACCGCCAUAAUUCCACGUGUUGAAAAAUGAAACCGAUUAAUGCGUUUACAGUUGAGCCUAUCAAAUGUUUAUUGUUAUUGCGUGUGCAGAAAUGGAAUAUUCAAAUAAACAUGUUUUUGUUA